Microthlaspi erraticum is the source of this 2943-nucleotide messenger RNA. NCBI's taxonomy places the organism in Eukaryota, Viridiplantae, Streptophyta, Magnoliopsida, Brassicales, Brassicaceae. The record is from the annotation of a GenBank genome assembly.
AUGUCUGAGUCUGAAUCAUCAAGGCCUUCUUUGGUUUUCGCCUACUACGUUACUGGCCGUGGCUUUGGCCACGCCACUCGUGUCGUCGAGGUGGUUCGGCAUCUGAUAUCGUCUGGACAUCGAGUUCAUGUCGUCUCUGCUGCUCCAGAGUUUGUUUUCACCAUGGAGAUUCACUCACCCAAUCUCUCUAUUCGAAAGGUACUAUUGGACAGUGGAUCCGUACAAGCUGAUGCUUUAACCGUGGAUCGUCGUGCUUCCUUGGAGAAGUACUGCGAGAUUGCUGUUGAACCUCGAGACUCUAUUUUAGCCACAGAGGUUGAGUGGCUAAAGUCAAUCAAUGCCAACCUUGUGGUCUCAGAUGUUGUCCCCAUCGCUUGCCGAGCUGCAGCAAAUGCCGGAAUCCGCUCUGUUUGCGUCACCAACUUCAGGUCUGUCAAAUUCUUUAAGCUGGCUUAUGGUAGAGAUGGCUUAAGUUGGGACUUUAUAUAUGCAGAGUAUGUGAUGGCAGCAGGACAUCAUCACCGAUCCAUUGUUUGGCAGAUAGCUGAGGAUUAUUCGCACUGCGAGUUUCUGAUUCGUCUACCUGGAUACUGUCCUAUGCCUGCUUUCCAUGACGUUAUUGAUAUUCCCCUUGUUGUCAGGCCAUUGCAUAAAUCUAGAGAAGAGGUUAGGAAAGAGCUUGGAGUUCCAGAAAAUGUGAAACUACUCAUCUUUAACUUUGGUGGCCAACAAACUGGUUGGAAACUGAAGGAGGAAUAUCUUCCAGCUGGUUGGCUAUGCCUGGUCUGUGGAGAUUCUGCUAAACAAGAGCUUCCUCCAAACUUCAUAGCACUUCCAAAAGAUGUUUAUACCCCUGAUGUGAUUGCUGCUUCAGACUGCAUGCUUGGAAAAAUUGGAUAUGGGACCGUGAGUGAAGCACUUGCAUACAAGCUACGAUUCAUUUUUGUGAGAAGGGACUACUUCAAUGAAGAACCAUUCUUAAGAAAGAUGCUUGAGUAUUACCAAGGAGGAGUUGAAAUGAUCAGAAGAGAUCUUCUUUCCGGAUGUUGGGCGCCUUAUCUCGAGCGUGCGGUUACACUGAAACCGUGUUACAAUGGAGACACUGAUGGUGGCGAGGUGGCGGCUAAGAUACUGCAGGACACAGCAAUGGGGAAGAAACGUUCUAAACUCAAUCUAAGCGGGGCGAGGAGACUCCGAGAUGCAAUAAUACUAGGCUUCCAGCUACAGAGAGCUCCAGGGAGAGAUCAUUCAGUUCCAGAAUGGUAUCAAGUCGCUGGAAAUGAAGCUGAUAUUCCUUCGGUUGAUCAAAAGCAGAAACCCUCCAAGUUUGUAGAAGGCUUUGAGAUUCUUCAUGGAGAUCACCAUGGCCUUUCAGAUACAAUCGGUUUCUUGGAUAGUUUGGCAACAUUAGCUAAAAUAGGAGGGCAUCAUCAAGAAAGGGAGCAUUUAGCAGCUGCUGCACUUUUCAACUGGGAGGAGGAUAUUUUUGUGGCGAGGGCACCUGGUAGACUUGAUGUAAUGGGAGGCAUUGCUGAUUACUCUGGAAGUCUAGUCUUGCUGAUGCCUACGAGAGAGGCGUGCCAUGCCGCUGUACAGAGGAAUCAUCCAAGUAAACAGAAACUAUGGAAGCACGCCGAAGCAAGACAUCAUUCAAGAGACACUCCCAUUCUUGAAAUUGUUUCAUUUGGAUCGGAGCUGAGCAACAGAGGACCAACUUUUGAUAUGGACUUGUCUGAUUUCAUGGAAGAAGAUGGGAAACCAAUAUCUUAUGAGAAAGCUAACCAUUACUUUUCCCGGGAUCCGUCUCAGAAGUGGGCAGCUUAUGUUGCAGGUACAAUUCUUGUACUAAUGAGAGAGAUGGACGUUCGAUUUGAAGACAGCAUUAGCAUACUGGUUUCUUCGACUGUUCCUGAAGGUAAAGGAGUAUCUUCCUCUGCUUCGGUUGAAGUUUCUACCAUGUCUGCUAUCGCUGCUGCUCAUGGUCUUGAAAUAUCUCCGAGAGAUGUGGCUUUGCUCUGCCAAAAAGUGGAGAAUUAUGUUGUUGGAGCACCUUGUGGAGUGAUGGAUCAAAUGGCUUCUGCUUGUGGAGAAGCUAACAAGCUUCUUGCUAUGAUCUGUCAGCCUGCUGAGAUAUUAGGACUUGUUGAAAUACCUUCUCACAUUCGAUUCUGGGGGAUCGAUUCUGGAAUACGUCACAGUGUUGGUGGCUCAGACUAUGGUUCAGUGAGGAUAGGAGCAUUUAUUGGUAAGACAAUGAUAAGAUCUGUUGCAUCUUCUUCUUUUGCUGAAUCCAACUCAGAAGCUGAAGAGGAGAGCUUGGAGUUGAAGGAAUCCGAUGCUUCUUUGGAUUACUUAUGUAACCUUUCACCUCAUAGGUUUCAAGCUUUUUAUGCAAGUAAGCUCCCACAGUCAAUCACUGGAGAAGAGUUCAUCGAAAAGUAUGGUGAUCAUGGCGACUCUGUCACAUCCAUUGACAGAAAUGGUACAUACAACAUAAUGGCACCGACUAAACAUCCAAUUUAUGAGAAUUUCCGUGUCCAGGCUUUCAAAGCUUUGUUGACAGCAACUCCUUCGGAAGAACAGGUCAUUGGUCUUGGGGAGCUUAUGUACCAGUGCCACGAUAGCUACAGCGCGUGUGGACUUGGCUCUGAUGGAACAGACAGAUUAGUGAGGUUAGUGCAAAAUAUGGAGAAGUUGAAGCAUUCUAAAACUGAGAGCGGGACUCUCUACGGGGCCAAGAUCACAGGAGGUGGCAGUGGAGGAACAGUCUGCGUUGUUGGAAGGAGCAACUUGAGAAGCAGUGAACAGAUUCUUCAGAUUCAGAGAAAGUACAAGGAAGCAACAGGGUUUAUGCCGUACGUGUUUGAAGGUUCAUCUCCUGGAGCUGGCAAGUUUGGAUACUUGAAGAUACGCAAGAACUCUGAUCUUCUUUCUUCUACUUAA